AAAACAAACGAAGAAGAAAAGGCCCCUCAGUUGAGGAAAAUGGCCGACGUAGAGAUGGACAUCGCGUCCAGCAGAAUGAAUAAUGGCAACGAACACGUGAAGCAAGAUCUGGAAAGCCAGGAACGGAGUGGAAAUGAAGACAGCGGAGAUGUUUCUGAGGAAGAGGAGGAGGAAGAGGAGGAGGCAGUGACUAACGGCGAGAAGACAGAAGAAGGGGCCAAACAUCACAGCAGCAGUGGAAAACACAAGAGGAAAAAACACAAGCAUCGUAGUAAGCACAAAAAACACAAGCAUGCCUCCGACGAGGACAAAGACCGCAAGCGCAAGCAUCGUCACAAACACAGGAAACACAAACGCAAAGAGGGCGCCUCUCCUUCGGGUGCUGUCCUCUUCGCCUCCUCCAGCCACAGAAAAGUGGAGUCCUCACCCUCCUCCGGAAACCCAAGCCUGGACGACAGAGCCCUUCUGGAGGACUUGGAGAAACAGAGGGCCAUGAUAAAAGCUGAGCUGGACAGCCAGUUGAUGGAGGGCAAGGUUCAGUCAGGCAUGGGUUUGAUCCUUCAGGGUUAUAACUCCGGCUCUGAAGAGGAUGGAGAAGCUCGAGUCAGAAAUGGAGAACAGCGUCAAAAGGGCAGCUCAGGUAAACCUAUCUCUCCCAGAGGGGGAAAAAGUGGGAAAUCUAGACGAGACUCAACAGAGGCCAGCAAGUCUAACUCCAAGCGUCGCAGUCGAAGUAAGUCUGCGGACAGGUCGGGACAGACCAAGGAGCCUAAGCUGGACAAGGUGACCAAAACCACCAAGGACCCAAGUGUAAAAGACAGAGGGCGAGGCAGGAGCAGGUCCAAAGACAGAAAGCGCUCAGUCAGCACUGACAGGUCCAAGGACAGAAGCAGGAAGUCCAACUCCCCCUCCAGCUGGAGAGGAGAGCAGAAAGGCAGCCGCACUGAAAAACGUUCCUCUCCACAGCGGGACGACAGACCAAACCAGGACAGAGCAGUCCGCAGGUCCAGAUCACCUGGGCGAGAGAGGCCCGGUCGCUCAGAUGCCGACCGGGACAAACGGCCAGCAAAAUCCCCUUCCAAGGAUGCUUCGUCAGGUAAAGAGAACCGCUCUCCUCAUCGCCGAGGGCUUCACAGCCCUAUGAGGAAGCGCAGUGCUUCCCCUCGCCACAGAGAUGCCCACCAGCCCCCAGCUACUGCCUCAGACAGGACAUCGAAACAAAGCCACUCGCCAUCUAGAACAAGAUCUCCCCAAAGGAGAGCCCGAAGUCGCUCGCCAGAAGCCAGGAGGAGGGAGGUUGACAGACAGGACUCACCACUGAGGAAGCGUCCCCGGCCAGACGUAGGGCAGGGCAGAGACAGAUCCCGAGAGAACAGUCCCAGAGCAGCAUCUCGCCGCAGGAUGAGUCGCUCACCUCUGAGACGGAGGUCCAUGUCGCCACGACGACGGUCCCGCUCUUCCCCUCGCAGGCGCUCUCCAUUGGGACACAGGGCCGGGGAGAGAGACCGGUACGGGAGGCUCAGACAGUACAGGCGUUCAAUGUCCAGAGAUCGUGAUAGGAGAAGACGACGCAGCAGGGACGAGGACAAGUUCAAGGGCAGCCUGUCAGAGGGCAUGAAAGUUGACAAGGAGUCUUCAGAGGAAGAAGUGUUGGAGGACUUUGAUGGCGAGGAGGUAGAUGAAGAGGCUCUCAUUGAACAACGCCGCCAGCAGCGCCUGGCCAUCGUCCAGAAAUACAAGAUAGACAAUGAAGACAGCAACAUGGUGUCAGAGCCCAGCAGCCCUCAGAGCAGCACACGCAGCCGGUCCCCCUCGCCCGACGACAUCCUGGAGAGAGUAGCCGCGGAUGUCAAGGAGUAUGAACGCGAGAACCUCAACACCUUCGAGGCCAACAUCAAAGCCAAGCAGAACCUCAUCGCACAGGAGAAAGACGGAGCAAACCCAAAGAAGCCUUCAGCCCCCGACAUGUUUACAGAAUCUGAUGACAUGUUUGCUGCCGACUUUGAUAGUGCCAGGAUGAGAGCAGCAGGUGUCGGGAAGGACUUCAAGGAGAACCCCAACCUCAGGGACAACUGGACUGAUGCUGAGGGUUACUACAGAGUGAACAUCGGGGAGACUCUGGAUAAGCGUUAUGAUGUGUACGGAUACACUGGCCAGGGAGUGUUCAGUAACGUGAUCAGAGCCAGGGACACUGCCCGGGCCGGCCAGGAGGUGGCAGUGAAGAUCAUCCGAAACAACGAGCUCAUGCAGAAGACCGGGCUGAAAGAGUUAGAAUUCCUCAAGAAGCUGAAUGACGCAGAUCCUGACGACAAGUUCCACUGCCUCCGUCUCUUCAGGCACUUCUACCACAAGCAGCAUCUUUGUCUGGUGUUUGAGCCUCUCAGUAUGAAUUUGCGAGAGGUGUUGAAGAAGUACGGUAAAGAUGUCGGGCUCCACUUCAAAGCUGUGCGUUCCUACAGCCAGCAGCUCUUCUUGGCCCUCAAGCUGCUCAAACGAUGCAACAUCCUCCACGCUGACAUCAAGCCAGAUAAUAUCCUGGUGAAUGAGUCAAAGACCAUUUUGAAGCUGUGUGAUUUUGGUUCGGCCUCCCAUGUGGCUGAUAACGACAUCACACCGUACCUGGUCAGCAGAUUCUACAGAGCUCCAGAAAUCAUCAUAGGAAAGCCGUACGACUAUGGCAUCGACAUGUGGUCCGUUGGCUGCACUUUAUAUGAGCUUUACACCGGAAAAAUCCUCUUUCCUGGAUCUUCCAACAACCACAUGAUCAAGCUAGCUAUGGACCUGAAGGGCAAGAUGCCCAACAAGAUGAUCCGCAAAGGCUUGUUCAAAGACCAGCACUUUGAUCAGAAUUUGAACUUCCUGUACAUCGAAGUGGACAAAGUGACAGAGAGGGAGAAGGUGACGGUGAUGAGCACCAUCAACUCCACCAAAGACCUGCUGACAGACAUGAUCGGAGGCCAGCGCCUGCCUGAGGACCAGAGGAAGAAAGUGAUGCAGCUGAAGGACCUGCUGGAUGGCACCCUGAUGCUGGACCCAGCCAAACGCAUCACCAUCAACCAGGCUCUGCAGCACCCUUUCAUCCAGGAGAAGAUCUGAGACCUUGGAACGCCACAAACUCCCAGAGCAGACACAGAACCAACCAAUAAACCAGCUCUGACAGGAACUCUGCAGCAAACCCCACAGACUUCUAAUCAGAAUGUCAUGGAUUUUUGUUCUUCCUUGACUUGUUCUCUUUAUGGAUACAUAAUUGUUUUAUUGUACAUAGAUCAUUCAGAUGGUAGCCAUUCUUGAAGACAGAUUUUGCGAUAUAUCAUUGUAAAAUUCCCCUCAUACCCAGCAAUGCAGUUACGGACUUUUUUUUUUAUUUAACUGGCAUUGGAGUGACAGAUGUUUUAAAGAGGAAAAAAAAGAUAAUUCCUGUAAAUACUGUACGUCUAUUGCAUUACCAAUCUCAAGCAGCAGACAGUUGAGUUUUGAUGUAGUUGCAAAAGUCUAAAAAAAAUCUCAUCUCUUUUUUAAACCACAAUUUCUCAUUGUAGAGCAAUGCAUGCUUUUGAAUGUGCACUCUGUGUGCGCUAGAUUUCUGUGGUGCAGGCCUAUGUAAAUGCUCUGUAUGUGCAUCAGUGUCCCACAUGUGGCAGCAACUCCAAAUUCUUCAGGCUGUGAGCUCUGAACUGAAGGCAAAGAUGCAAACGAUAAACUCCUUGGAACAAGAAUUUUCUUUUUUCUUCAAAGCAGGUAGUCAUUGUUUUCUGUUGCUGGACAUUUCCAUAUUGUGUUUUCUUUUUUAAACCUUCCUCUCCUUCCAGCGCUCUGGCUCGGUCCUGGCUCUUUAAGGCUCUCACAUUUAAGUGCCUCCUGUAUGAGCCUAGUGUGUUUAAAAACACCAAACAAUGCUGGCCUCAUGAAGCCACACCUUUGACCCUCCUCCCCUCUUAUUGUUGUAUAUAGUCCACAGUUAGUCAUUUCAUGUGUGAUUAUUUUUUUUCCAUGAAGUGGUAAAAAAAACAAUCUUGUGAUUUCAAUAAAGAAUAGUUGUGGAAAAGCUGCUGAAAGAGCACCUUCAGUAUGAGACCACUUUUUAGUAAUAAAAUGUUUCCUAUUAUAUACCAA
Messenger RNA from Labrus mixtus (cuckoo wrasse), 4113 nucleotides. It is a transcript of the gene prpf4bb, whose product is annotated as pre-mRNA processing factor 4Bb. Gene Ontology annotation, molecular function: ATP binding; protein serine/threonine kinase activity. The record is from RefSeq and is a predicted model, not a curated record. The coding region runs from base 40 to 3096 and encodes 1018 amino acids. Lineage: Eukaryota; Metazoa; Chordata; Actinopteri; Labriformes; Labridae. The transcript is spliced from 16 exons. Gene Ontology annotation, biological process: peptidyl-serine phosphorylation; peptidyl-threonine phosphorylation; mRNA cis splicing, via spliceosome.